CUCGAGGAGAGAAAAGGGCAGUUCUGUGAGAACAAGAGACAGAACGGUGCGAGGACAAUAACGGUCGCGUUAAAUGUGAUUAAACGAAACUUACAUUUUUGCGGUUACCAAGUCAAGGAAUGUACCUUACAGGAACACUGAGACAACUGUAAUAAGCAGCGCUCGGGACAAAAGUCAGGAGGCCGGCGUGGUGUGUGAGUGUGUGAGGCGUCAUGGCCAUCUCUACUCAGCUGGGCUUGCUCCUGUGGAAGAACUUCACCUAUCGACGGAGACAGAAACUCCAGCUGAUGAUCGAGAUCGUCUGGCCGCUCUUCAUCUUCUUCAUCCUCAUCUCUGUCAGGAUGUACUACCCCCCCUACGAGCAGCAUGAAUGUCACUUCCCCAACAAGCCCAUGCCCUCUGCGGGCACGUUGCCAUGGGUACAGGGCAUCAUCUGCAACGCCAACAACCCCUGCUUCCGUUACCCCACACCUGGAGAGACGCCAGGGGUGGUGGGCAACUUCAACGACUCUAUAAUCUCCCGUCUGUUCAACGAUGCUAAGAAGAUCCUGCUGUACAGCCAGAACGACCGCAGCCUGCAGGGCUACAAGGGACUGGUCAGGGCUCUCAGGAAGAUGCAGAAGAACACCAAAGGAUUCAAGCUGAAGGACUUCCUGCGAGACGAGGAGACCCUGUCCCUGUUCCUCCAUCGCAACGCGUCCCUGUCGCACCACGCCGUCAAGCACAUCGUCGAGGCCGACGUCAACCUGGAGAAGGUUUUGAUCCGAGGCUUUGGUGUCCAUCUCAGGGACAUGUGUAACGGCACAUCCUUGGAGGACUUCGUCACCAUCUCCGACAGAAACGUGUCGCAACACGUACAGGAAAUCAUCUGCAGGUCCUCUGGUGAUUGGCUGGACCGGGCACAGAGCCACUUCCUGUCCAACCUGGACUUCCUGAAACCCAUUCGGAAGGAUGUGAGGUCAGACCCUGAAGUGGUCCAGGAUGUAUCCAUGGCAACCGAUGUCCUGUUGGAGAGCCUGGGAGCCCUGGCUGUUGAGCUGGUGAGCAUGAACAGCUGGCAGGACCUGCGUAAGGAGCUGCAGUACCUGACGGCCAACGCCACGGGCAGCCCCAGCCACAUGUACCAGGCCGUGUCUCGCAUCGUGUGCGGACACCCGGAGGGCGGAGGACUGAAGAUCAAGUCCCUCAACUGGUAUGAGGACAACAACUACAAGGCCCUCUUCGGUGGCAACGGCAACGGUAGCGAGGACGAGCCGGUGUCCGCCUACGACAACUCCUCCACUCCGUACUGUAACAGUAUGAUGCGCGGCCUGGAGGCCAGCCCCAUCUCCAGGAUGAUCUGGAGGGCGCUCAAACCUCUCCUGAUGGGCAAGAUCCUCUACACACCUGACACUCCCGCUACACAGAGGAUCAUACACGAGGUGAACAAGACGUUCCAGGAGCUGGGCGUGCUGAGGGACCUGGGGGGCCUGUGGGAGGAGAUGAGGCCCAGGGUCUGGUCCUUCAUGGAGAGCAGCGAGGAGAUGGACCUGGUCCGGACCCUGCUCCAGAACAACGCCAGUGCCCGCUUCCUGAACGACCGCCUGCAGGGGACAGACUGGAGGGUGGAGGACCUGUCGGCCUUCCUCCGCAAGGCCUCCGAGGACCACCGCCCACCCGGCUCAGCCUACACCUGGAAGGAGGCCUUCAACGAGACCGACCACGCCAUCCUCACCAUCUCACGCUUCAUGGAGUGCGUCAACCUGGACAAGCUGGAGCCUGUGGCCAAUGAGGAGCGCCUCGUCAAUAAGUCCAUGCGUCUCCUUGACGACCAGAAGUUCUGGGCGGGCAUCGUGUUCCCAGACAUCGCCCGCGGCAACAGCUCGGACCUGCCCGACAACGUGAACUACAAGAUCCGCAUGGACAUCGACAACGUGGAGCGCACCAACAAGAUCAAGGACGGGUACUGGGACCCGGGUCCCAGGGCUGACCCGUUUGAGGACCUGCGCUACGUGUGGGGAGGGUUCUCCUACCUGCAGGACGUCAUCGAGCAGGGCAUCAUCAGAGCUGUGACCGGGACCAAGGAGAAGACUGGGGUCUACAUCCAGCAGAUGCCCUACCCCUGCUACGUAGACGACAUGUUCCUGCGGGUGAUGAGUCGCUCCAUGCCUUUGUUCAUGACGCUGGCGUGGAUGUACUCGGUGGCCCUCAUCAUCAAGGGCGUGGUCUACGAGAAGGAGGCGCGCCUCAAGGAGACCAUGAGGAUCAUGGGAUUGGACAACGGCGUCCUGUGGCUCAGCUGGUUCAUCAGCAGCCUGAUCCCCCUGCUGGUCAGCGCCGGGUUGCUGGUCCUCAUCCUGAAGAUGGGUAACCUUCUCCCCUACAGCGACCCAGGCGUGGUGUUCCUGUUCCUGGGCUCGUUCGCCGUGGUAACCAUCAUGCAGUGCUUCCUGAUCAGCACCAUCUUCUCGCGGGCCAACCUGGCGGCGGCGUGCGGGGGCAUCAUCUACUUCACGCUCUACCUGCCCUACGUGCUGUGUGUGGCCUGGCAGGACUACGUGGGCUACGGGGCCAAGAUCCUGGUGAGCCUGCUGUCCCCCGUGGCGUUUGGGUUUGGCUGUGAGUACUUUGCCCUGUUUGAGGAGCAGGGCGUGGGCAUCCAGUGGUCCAACCUGCUGGCCAGCCCUCUAGAGGAGGACAGCUACAACCUGACCACCUCCAUCUGCAUGAUGCUGGUGGACGCAGCCCUCUACGCCCUCAUGACCUGGUACAUAGAGGCCGUGUUCCCCGGUCAGUUUGGGAUCCCCAGACCCUGGUACUUCCCCUUCACCAAGUCCUACUGGUGUGGAGAGAAGCCCUGCAACAACAUGGCCACGCCCACAGGAAACGCUCAGGCGGUGUGUGUAGAGGAGGAGCCCUCCCACAUCCAGCCAGGCGUGUACAUUAAGAACCUGGUGAAGGUGUACAGCCACGGGAAGAAGCUGGCGGUGGACGGCCUGACGCUGGGCUUCUACGAGGGCCAGAUCACCUCCUUCCUGGGCCACAACGGAGCCGGAAAAACCACCACCAUGUCGAUCCUGACCGGCUUGUUCCCGCCCACCUCCGGCACGGCCUACAUCCUGGGGAAGGAUAUCCGCUCGGAGCUGAGCUCCAUCAGGCAGAACCUGGGCGUGUGUCCCCAGCACAACGUGCUGUUCAGCAUGCUGACAGUUGAGGAGCAUGUCUGGUUCUACGCCCGGCUGAAGGGUCUGUCUGAGGAGAAGGUGACAGCUGAGAUGGAGCAGAUAGUCAAUGACGUCGGCCUUCCGCACAAACGCCAGUCCCUCACCAGCCAGCUGUCCGGUGGCAUGCAGAGGAAGCUGUCGGUGGCUCUGGCCUUCGUCGGGGGGUCAAAGGUCGUGAUCCUGGACGAGCCCACGGCCGGUGUGGACCCCUACGCACGCAGAGGCAUCUGGGACCUGCUGCUCAAGUAUCGCCAAGGUAACCCCACCCAGCCACCCCCCCUCCCCCAGUGA
Messenger RNA from Osmerus eperlanus (European smelt), 3494 nucleotides. Its product is annotated as phospholipid-transporting ATPase ABCA1-like. Gene Ontology annotation, biological process: phospholipid efflux; transmembrane transport. Bases 213 to 3494 code for a protein of 1093 amino acids. Gene Ontology annotation, cellular component: intracellular membrane-bounded organelle; membrane. The transcript is spliced from 22 exons. The record is from RefSeq and is a predicted model, not a curated record. Lineage: Eukaryota; Metazoa; Chordata; Actinopteri; Osmeriformes; Osmeridae. Gene Ontology annotation, molecular function: phosphatidylcholine floppase activity; ATP hydrolysis activity; ABC-type transporter activity.